CAGCAGCAAUGUUCCCAAACUAAAUGCAAAGAGCGGCUCCCACGCAUGAAAGUUCUGAAUCCAUCCAAAAGGUUGGAUCCCAAAAUAGGCAUUCACUAGAACCGUCGAUUCUUUGGAGAAGCGAGCAGCCUUCCUGCCGGAACGAUGGAGGGCGGAGCGCUCGAACCGUGGAUCACACAGAUGGGCAAGCAGGAUAUCCGUUUGAAAUUGAAGAUCGGAGAAGAUCUCUUGAAUUGGGUGGACAACGAAAGCCAUUCUCUGCAAGGCGAGGAUGUAGGUGCACUCAUCGAUGGCCUCGUCAGCUGGUUGGGCAGUAGCAACUCGAAGAUCCAGCAGAACGGCUUAGAGAUCCUCUCGAGAAUCGUCGUGAGACUCCGCGAGGAUUUUAGGCCGUAUAUUUCUUCGGUUCUACCCGCCUGUACCGACCGCAUGGGGGACGCUAAAGAAUUGAUACGGGACACGAACGCCGAUCUGCUCAACAAGAUGAUGGAGGUGACAUCACCCCAAUACAUUCUAGACAGGCUCACGAGCGCGUAUACACAUAAGAACUUCCGAGUUCGCGAGGAAAUUCUGCUGCUCAUGCAAGACACCGUCAUAAGAUACACGGCAUCGUGCUUAACCAUCUCAAAGUUCAUUCCGUCCAUCUGUAAGCUCAUGGACGAUCCCAACGCUCAGGUUCGAGACACAGCUAUGACUACUCUGGUAGUCAUUUAUAGAUACGUCGGUGAUAAGUUACGACACGAUCUCCAGAGGAAAUACGCCAUCCAUCCCAACAAACUCCAAGCGCUUAUCGAACGUUUCGAUAAAGCCAUCGAAAACGGAGAAAUGCUCGUAUCACCCACACAAGAGACGCCGGGCGGGGAUGAGCCCGAUCGUGUCGCACCGAAGACGAAACCUCUUGUGUCUGCGAAGAAGCCGGCUCUAUCGGCAUUGGCCAGCAAGAGCUCAGCCACGGCUAAGCCCAAGACGCAGUCAGCCGGACCCGCGGGUUCCGUCGACGAAGAAAGCUUCAUUGAAGCGUUCUCGGACGUGCCAAGGAUAAACGUAUUCUCCGCGAGAGAGUUGGAACAGCAUUUGUCAAAUAUCAGAUCAACAAUUUCGAACGCCGAUGUCGAGUGGGAAAAAAGGCUGAAUGCUUUAAGAAUGAUAAGAAGUCUCGUGAUCGCUGGCGCGAAGGAUUAUGACGAAUUUCUCCCGGCUCUCAAGACGCUCGAGAGCUCCCUGCAGAGUUGCGUGAAAGAUCUGAGGUCGCAAAUUGUCCGUGAAGCCUGCAUAACUAUCUCGUACCUCUGCGUUCAGCUCAGCACAAAAAUGGACCGACUCUGCGAGCAGCUGCUUCCAUCACUCAUCUUGCUCAUGGGUGCUACUGUGAAAGUGAUGUCCACUUCGGGCGUAGUUUGUAUUCACUUCAUUCUGAAGAACGUACACUCGCAGAGACUUGUUCCGGUCGUCAUCCAGAAUCUUAGUUCGAAAAACAGGGAUCUCCGACGACAUUGUUUUGAAUUCCUGUAUGAAAUGUUGAUACUUUGGCCAACAUUCACGCUCGAGAGGCAUAUCGCAAUCUUGCAACAAGCCAUAAGAGCGGGGCUGUCCGAUGCGGACCAGGAAGCGAGAUCACACUGCCGCAAGGCUUUCUGGGCCUUUGCAGAGCAUUUUAAAGCACAGGCGGACUCUCUAUUGUUCUCAUUGGAUUCGAACAAGCAGAAGAUGUUACACGGAGAAAUGGGUGGAGGCUACGGAGGGAUGUCGAACUCCUCGUCAUCGUCAUCGUUGAACAACCUUAGCCGCGGUCGUACCGCGCACGGCAAUUCCAUGGAAUCAUUGAGGAACGCCGCGGGGUCUCGGACACAGUAUCCAACGCAAACAUCGAGACUCCCUCAACCAGUUUUUUCGGCCGCAUCCGCUCAACAGAGGCGAGCAAAUAGCGCCAUUGAUAUGGCUGCGGCAAAGUCUUCCCGUCUCAAAGCUCUCGUCAAAACCCCUUCCUCUGGUUAUGGAUACGGAAUGACCGCAGCCGGGAGUGGAUUAUCCUUACCGAGGUCAGCCGCUAAGGCUAGGACGGAAUCUGUAUGUUCCGCGGUGACGUCUCCGGAGCGGACUCCCCAAAGUAGAGGAAGACAGGUGUCGCAGUCUCAGCCAAACUCGCGAUCUGCUUCACCGUCGUCGCGAUGGAGUUACGCCACCUACGGGUACGGUAGCGCUGAAAGCCGGCGAACUCCGUCUAGGUCCCGCAUACCGAUGGCGACGUCAAGGGACCCAUCGCCGUCAAGAUCCAUAGGAUCUCAAUCGUCAUCGUCCGCGCUGAGUGAAACGCAGCGCCGUCGUAGGAGUUCAUUGUCAAGGUACAGUGGCCGCCGCGAGCCAGUAACGAUCAUACCGUCAACACCGACCGCGGCUGAGAAACUUUUGCGAAAUUCUCGAGAAGCUGAGGAACGGAUGGCAGAAGCUCUCGGCUCCACUACGAUCCGGUCGCCGUUAUCAUCGUUCGGCAGGCAGCACUCGUUCGGAUAUUCGAGAGAAGAUAGUGAUGCCUCUUCCGUAGCCUCUGAUCGAUCGUUCCGACACGACGACGUUCCUGAGAUUCUCGCGAAUCUCGCUUCAGUUCAUUGGUCGGACAGGAAAGACGGCCUAGCUGGUCUAUUGUGCCUACUCCGGAAUCAAUCUCACGCCCUGAGCGAUCCUGACCUUCAAAAAGUGACACAGACAUUGACCAAAAUGUUCAUGGAUCCCCAUACCAAGGUGUUCUCGCUGUUUCUGGACACCCUAAACGAGCUGAUAACCGUUCACUCGAGCGACCUGCAUCGCAUCGGAUUCUUGAGCAUUUUGCUGACAAAGCUCUUCAUCAAAAGCGGCCAAGAUCUGCUGGGCUCAGUGAUGACGAAGAUCGGUCGCACUAUGGAUUUGAUCAGGGAGACCUUCCCUCGACAAGACCAAUUCACGGUGAUCACACGAUUUCUGAACGACCCGGCUCAUUCAUCGAGUUCAGCCAAAGUCAAACUUCAAGUUCUCAACUAUUUGGAGGCGUUGACCGGAAUGAUGGACUCGUCGGAUCUUCCCGCUAACGACCCGAAUAUGAGGGAUACGCUGUUGAAGAUCACAAACUGGGCUGGAGACCUUAGACACCCCGAUUUACAGCAGAAGUCGCGUCAAGUCAUUGUGUCCUUGUAUAAAGUCAAAACGCCUUAUUUCUCCACGGUCAUAAAUCAGAUGGCUCCGGACUUCCAACGAACCGCUCUUGACGUGAUUCAGAGCCAAUUGAAGAGCUCUUUCGCUAAACCAUUUGCCGGUUCCAACCCUGAGAGCGCCAGUCAAGCAUCUCUCGGGAGUCCCGACAGCCGAACAUCAUCUUCGAUCACCGGUCUCAGAUCCGAGGAAGCUCCGAAUUUGACGUCGUCACCUCAAAGAUCAUUCGAGGAUGAAAACACGGAGAAUCUGAGGGCAAAUCCUACAUCGAAACCCACCUUCGGGAACUCGAAACUAAGACCGCUUGAGGACCACUCUGGCAAUUUGAGAAAGAAGACUACGGAAUCCGAGACUACUGUCGGAUACGGCAAAGGAUCAGCUUCGGAGAGACUUAAUCAUUGCGUACAACUCCUCGCGAGCCCGAUGAAUUCCUCGGAACAGAAGCGAUCGGCCCUCGCCGAAUUGCACAUUCUACUGAAGGAACCUAGCCUCUGGGAGACUGAGGUGCACUUCCGAUCUGUUUUUCGCGUUCUGAUAUCGAACUUGGAGGAGGAAUCAGGGAUCAAGUUUCAUGUUCUUAAGAGUUUGACAGAACUCAUUCGCAAACAACCCCAACACACCAGAUGCGUAGCUGAACAAGCCCUUGAGCGAAUUCUGCAGGUUGCUAAAGACAAAGAUAAGGAUGUCACACGUAUGGCGGAUUCGUCGGUGUCUGCUCUGGUGUGUACAGUUCUUCCGAAAGACAUGGCAAAAGCGGCAGCGGCUUGCGUCAUGACUGCCAUGACUUCACGAGAUGAACCCAGUGUGUUAUGUACAGCUAUUCGAGUCGUGCAGAAGUUUGUUGAUCAUCAUACCGAUGAGGUAGUACGAGAGCAGCUUUCGGUCCUUGGCCCCAUUCUCAUCCGUACCUACGACCAUGCCGAGUCUUCGGUCAGAAAGGCGUCUGUGUUCGCUCUCGUGAGCAUGCACAUGAAGAUUGGCAAAGACGCCAUGCAUCCGUAUACCAGUCACCUACCGGGCUGCAAGCUGCGCCUCCUGAACUUGUACAUCGAGCGCGCAUCUCAGCAGAGUCAUAACAACGGUAGGGGUGAAUCAUCACCAUCGCCAUCGACGUGCAGCAACGCUUCAAAUUUGUAGUCGAUUCAGGCCCGGUGAGAAGUGCUUGUUCGAAGUUUGAUGUGGAGCCUACCGGAGCUCUCGUUCUCCUCGACCUACCGACGGUUCGCUUCUACGAUCUAUCCAUCCAUCAACUUCUCCACUCAGCUCGCGCGUCUGAAGAAUCGGCCGUUCGCCGCCAGCAGAACAGAAGCGUCCGCCAUGGAGCCGAGAGUGCCAGGAUAAUCGAUACGUAGCUUAUUGACUCGAGCUCGAGAGCUCGCAAACCGCUUCGGAAGCCACAACAUUUCGAUGGGGCGGAAACUUCGCUUUUAAAGCUUCCAAUCACCUAAUAGAAACCGCAGUAUGGACAACUUUGCAUUUAACUAUUUUCAUAAAACAGUAGGGGCAGUAGGUAAGCUUUUUGCUUCCACAGUCGCGAAGCAACCGAUUGCCAACCAAUGUGACCAUAUUGAAGCUUGGGAUUCAUUGAGGAACGAAAUUAGUUUCUCUCUCGCACUGCAUCUGACAUUAUGUCGGAGCAAUCGGCAUUUACAACAAAAUGCAGAUCAUCGCUAGCUUUCUGACCCAUUCAUCCUUCCCGUGAAGGUUUUCGUAUUGUUGUAACGCGUUUCGAAUCUCUGAAACGAGAUCCGGAGCAGUU
Molecule: messenger RNA, 4942 nt
Organism: Galendromus occidentalis (western predatory mite)
Lineage: Eukaryota; Metazoa; Arthropoda; Arachnida; Mesostigmata; Phytoseiidae
Product: CLIP-associating protein 1
Exons: 26
Coding region: 145-4320 (1391 amino acids)
Biological process (GO): mitotic spindle assembly; establishment of mitotic spindle localization
Cellular component (GO): basal cortex; mitotic spindle; kinetochore
Molecular function (GO): microtubule binding
Source: RefSeq, a predicted model, not a curated record